CUCCAGGAUGCUCUCAUUUCUGCCAAACAAGCUGCUGUGUUAAGCUGAGAGUCUGUAAUCAAUGAGUCUAAUCCUAUACAACGGCUCCAAUGAGUCAAUUCACGAGGAUCAGCAGGUUUAUUCACUCGUCAUCAACAACACAAUGUUGACAAGAGUUCUCUUCAACAGUGAUACAAAUGAGGUAUCCAUUGUUGCAACUGAAGAAGAAUCACAGCAUGAUGGGUUCAGAGCAAGACGCUCUUCGUUCCACCAGAUGAGAUGUCCUCAUUGCGGGUCGACAUUCUCGGGGGUGCCAUUCUCGCCGGCUUCAGCUGAAGCUCCGCACUCAGCUGGCCCAGAAGUGAAUUACUUCAGGCUCUUGGAGUCCAGCGUCAACUCUGUUGAUGGGCUAUUUGCACAGGGUUACUUCAAGAAGUUCUUCAAGAAAAUGGCUUUCCUGGGUAAUGGGUCCAACGGGAGCGUAUUCAAAGUCGAGCAUAUGCUAAAUGAUGUUUCGCUGGGGGUAUUUGCUCUCAAAAAGAUCACUGUUGGUACAGAUGAGAGGCUGUUGGAGCGCACCUUGAGAGAGGUCAAGAUGCUCUCACAGAUCAGUGCCAAAUCACCGAACCUAGUCAGUUACAACCAUGUUUGGUUUGAGAUUGACCGUAUAAACGAGUUUGGUCCGGAAGUGCCGUGUGCUUUCAUUUUGGAGCAGUAUUGCCCUGGAGGCAAUUUGGAGGACUUGCUCACUGAGUUGAGGAACCCUCCUUGGACAGUACACGAUUUGAAGAAACACAAGCACCGGAAACCACAGGGUCGAUUAUUGACGAAUAUGGAGAUAUUCUAUAUAUUCAGGGAUAUCUGUCGAGGGUUGCUUGAGUUGCACAGGAACGGUAUUAUCCACAGAGAUCUGAAGCCAUCUAAUAUUCUCCUAACUAGGAAGUACUGCGAAGAUGCUUAUAACAAUGGGGAAAACCUUGAAGUACUUCCAUCUGUUGUCAUUGGAGACUUUGGAGAGUCCCAGUUUUUGGGUGAGAAGCGUACCGGAACUGGCUUCACUGGUACAAUUGAGUAUAGUGCACCAGAAGUCUUCCUGUCUCCGAUCGCUGGUGCCAGAGCUGAGUUCAAUGAAAUGACUGACAUGUUCUCCAUGGGGAUGAUUCUUUACUUCUUGUGCUACAGCGAUCUGCCAUCUUCCACUAUAAGUGCCGUUGAAUUGGACACCUUCUUCAAGGAAGUAAGUGGUGAUGAUGAGCUUGAUGCGAUGUACCAGCGUGCUACCGAGUUUACAAUCAAUACGAGGGAGGGAUUGAACCCAAAGUAUAACGAUCUCAUCCGUCAAUUGACUUCCAGAGAUCCGGCAGAAAGACCUUCUAGCGAAGAAUUGUUAAAGGUUUUGGAGAUAUUGGAAAAUGACUUUAUGGCUGUCAUUGACGACGUUGAUGAGCUUGAUGUCGAGGAGUAUCAAGAGCUUGAGGAAAACAAUCCACUGUAUGAAUACAUCACCAUGAUAGUACAGGUUGUGGAGCUCAUGAUCAUCAUAGGGUUUUUUGAGCUACGUACAUCUCAUUUGACCUAUGCUUUCUUGUUUCUUAGCGGAGCAUCUAUGAGAGGUCGCCAGGCUCAUAGGAUAACUCUUGUCGUGCUGAUGGCAUUGGUCAUCGCUAUUGAAUACACUGGUGGGUUUCAUACCCCAUAUAAGUGCAUAAAAUAUUACUAUCGUGAUUAAAGAAACCCAAAUAAAGUCACC
Williopsis jadinii is the source of this 1729-nucleotide messenger RNA. It is a transcript of the gene IKS1, whose product is annotated as protein kinase IKS1. The record is from RefSeq and is a predicted model, not a curated record. Lineage: Eukaryota; Fungi; Ascomycota; Saccharomycetes; Phaffomycetales; Wickerhamomycetaceae. Bases 62 to 1708 code for a protein of 548 amino acids. Gene Ontology annotation, molecular function: protein kinase activity; ATP binding. Gene Ontology annotation, biological process: protein phosphorylation. The transcript has a single exon.